UUCAUCUGCAGCCAACAGUCCAACACACACACGCAGCAGCCAAAAUAGGGAGAGAGAGGGAGAAACGCGGAGAGGGAGAGAGAGACUCGGAGAGCCGCCGGCCAGCGCUACCGCCGGUCCCAGCCGGCGUUGCUCCGCCGUUACCGCCCAUCGAAGUUCGCCGGAGUUGUUGAAUCCAAGCAGUAGGUUGAGAAGGGUUUUUGACUGAAGAAGAGGAGCACCAAGAUGCCUCUUUAUGACUGCAUGCUUUUGUUGAAACCCAAUAUAGUGCAGGAGGCGUUGAUCGACUUGGUUGCUAAGGUGGGGAAGCAUGUUUACACUAGAAAUGGAGUACUCACAGAUGUAAAAUCUUUUGGAACUGUUCAGCUGGGCUAUGGUAUUAAGAAACUCGAUGGCAGAUAUUAUCAGGGGACACUGAUGCAAAUGACAAUGAUGACACCUCCUAGCUUCAACAGUGAGCUGCAUUACCUCAACAAGGAAGACCGUUUGCUCCGCUGGCUGUUGGUCAAGCACCGAGACAUCAAGCCCGGGUUGGAAUAUUUUGGAGAAAAAGAUUCUAAGUUAUCUAUCAAAGUGUAUCAAGUUAUGGGUGAUGAUAAAGAGGACGAUGAAGACUCCGACACAGCCGAUGAAAUGUAAAAUGGCUGUUUAGCGUGUACGCUUCUUUUGUUUUCUGAAUCCAGGUCUCCCUUUCUGCAUGCACUUGUACUUGGGGCAUUUUAGUUUAUGAUUUAAGGUUGCAGUAGAAUUGAGGCAAGGAUACAUGACAUAAGAAGAUUUGAAUGUGACAAUUUGCAGUACACACAAAUUAGAAUGGAUUUUGCCCAGUUUUUUAGAAUAAGAAAAGUUUGAGAUCUUGAUAUUUUGCUUCAUAGCACUCUGCAAGAUCAAUGCGUAUAUCCUUGAGUUUGAGAAUGGAUUGUAUGUUCUCAAAAUAUCACGAUAUUUGGCUUCUUAA
This is a messenger RNA of Ipomoea triloba (trilobed morning glory), 958 nucleotides long. RefSeq lists its product as uncharacterized. The coding region runs from base 226 to 639 and encodes 137 amino acids. Lineage: Eukaryota; Viridiplantae; Streptophyta; Magnoliopsida; Solanales; Convolvulaceae. Gene Ontology annotation, molecular function: structural constituent of ribosome; small ribosomal subunit rRNA binding. The transcript has 3 exons. Gene Ontology annotation, biological process: translation. Gene Ontology annotation, cellular component: ribosome. The record is from RefSeq and is a predicted model, not a curated record.